Molecule: messenger RNA, 1287 nt
Organism: Sitophilus oryzae (rice weevil)
Lineage: Eukaryota; Metazoa; Arthropoda; Insecta; Coleoptera; Curculionidae
Product: zinc finger protein OZF-like
Exons: 1
Coding region: 1-1287 (428 amino acids)
Cellular component (GO): nucleus
Source: RefSeq, a predicted model, not a curated record
AUGGAAGACCCUGAAUCUAUAAUACCAGUAAAGAAAGAUACACUUUUAAGGAAUUUUUGUUCAAAAUUUCUUAAGGAAAGUGUCAGUUUUGAGAAUAAUGUAUAUAUGUUUGAAUGUUCUUUAUGCUCUACUAAAUUUAAGACUGAAUGUGAUAUAUCAAAUCACAUAACUGAGAAACAUCCUGAAAUUAAAGAUGAUCAAAUACUUUUUUUUGAAGACAAGCACAAAAGUAGUAAAGAUGUUAAUUAUGAAGGUAUUGAAGAAGGACUGGCUCUUAAUGAAGAUUCAGAUAUAGAAGACCAAGGUUCCAUAAUACCAGGAAAAUCAGAUACCUUUUUAAGAAAUUUUUGCGUUGCUAGUCCAGACAGUAUUAAAAAAAGUGAACAUAGUGUUAGUUUUGGGAAUUAUGAAUGUUCUUUGUGUUCUAUUAAAUAUAAGACUGAACGUGACAUAUGCAGACAUGUAAAUGAAAAACAUCCUGAUAUUAAAUUUGAUCAAAUGCGAUUUUUUGACAAUAAGCUGCAGAAUAAUAAUAAAAAUAAGAGAGCUAUGAGAAAAAAGAACUCUACACACAGGUUUACUGUGAAACACAUGAUGAACAAGCCUCAACAAAAAAUUGACCAGAAUAUAGUGAACAAGGCGAAAUUUACUGUAGAAGGGAGAGUUUUUUACAAAUGUAACGAAUGUGGUAAAAAUCUUCAUUCUGUAUACACCUAUGUAUGGCAUAUGAGAAUACAUACAGGUGAAAGACCCUAUGUAUGUGAUCUUUGUGGUAAACAAUUUAGAGUUUCCCAAGGUUUGGUUAGACACCUUAAAGAAACUCAUGAAAGGAUCAAGAACUUUGAGUGUGAUAUUUGUGGCAGGUAUUUUUCUACCAAAAGAAAUGCUGAGGAACAUAGGAGGAUCCAUACAAAUGAAAGACCAUAUGUUUGUGCUUUGUGUGGUAAAUCUUUCAAACAAAAAGCUUCCUUGUUUGUGCAUAACAGGUCUCACAGUACAGAGUUUGCUUUUUCUUGUACUUACUGUUCCAGUAAGUUUAGAGCUAAACAGUCUUUGAUGACGCAUAUAACAAGACAUACUGGUGAAAAACCGUAUCCUUGUGAUGUGUGUGGGAGAAGUUUUAGAAUAAAAUACGAACUUAAAAGACAUAAGUUAGUUCAUUCUGAUGAGAAACCAUUCAGGUGUAAGGUGUGUGGUCAGAGCUUUAGACAGAAAAGAUAUUUAAGAAACCAUUUGAAACUUAAUCAUCAUUUAGCUAAUCCUAACGAACUUAUUGAUAAUGUAUAA